This is a messenger RNA of Ascoidea rubescens DSM 1968, 522 nucleotides long. RefSeq names its product Yip3p (gene YIP3). The record is from RefSeq and is a predicted model, not a curated record. Gene Ontology annotation, cellular component: Golgi apparatus. NCBI's taxonomy places the organism in Eukaryota, Fungi, Ascomycota, Saccharomycetes, Ascoideales, Ascoideaceae. The transcript has a single exon. The coding region runs from base 1 to 522 and encodes 173 amino acids.
AUGAACCAAAUAUCUCAAUUUCCCUUUGCCAACUUCCAAGAUCGUUUGAAUGUUGAGAACAUCAGAUCCAACAUCACCACAGUGGGAUCCAAGCUUCAAUCAUUGAAGUCUCCCCAGGAAUUUUUUGAUUUCAGAAGAAUAUCCAAACCUGAAAACUUUGGAGAGAUUCAAAGCAGAGUGUCAUAUAAUUUGAGCUAUUUUUCAGCUAAUUAUCUUUCAAUCAUUGGUUUAUUGAGUAUUUAUGCAUUAGUUACAAAUUUAUUACUAUUAUUCGUGUUAGUGUUCUUUAUUGGAGGCGUUUAUGGUAUCAAUAGAUUACCUGAUGGAGAAAUUAGAUCGCCUUUUGGUACAUUGAAUUCUAGUCAAUUAUACACUGGGCUAUUUAUGAUUUCGAUUCCUUUGGGUUUCUUAGCUAGUCCAAUUUCCACAAUGAUGUGGUUAAUUGGUGCUUCAGGUGUUACAGUCUUGGGACAUGCUUCAUUAAUGGAUAAGCCAAUUGAAACUGCUUUUGAGUCUGUUUAA